Platichthys flesus (European flounder) is the source of this 753-nucleotide messenger RNA. RefSeq names its product S100 calcium binding protein T (gene s100t). The transcript has 2 exons. The record is from RefSeq and is a predicted model, not a curated record. The coding region runs from base 112 to 507 and encodes 131 amino acids. Gene Ontology annotation, molecular function: calcium ion binding; transition metal ion binding. Lineage: Eukaryota; Metazoa; Chordata; Actinopteri; Pleuronectiformes; Pleuronectidae.
UCUGUCAUCCGGUCUGGCUCGAGUGUCUAAGAAUGAAACACUGUGGGUGCAUGCAUUUGUUUACGCCAAAAAGCAUUAAAUCUGCAUUGGUUCGCAGCAGACUUGUUCUCCAUGCUUGAGAGAGCAGAUUGUGCUCACACGGUCUCCUCAUCCCUUCUUUCUCUCCUCUGCCUCUCCAGAAUGUCUUUGCCCAACUCAGAGAAUGCCUCCAGCCUGGAGAACGCCAUGCAGCUCAUGAUCCAGACCUUCCAUAAGUACUCUGGAAACGAGGGGGACAAAUAUACGCUGAGCAGGACUGAGCUCAGAGAGAUGCUCACCGCAGAGCUCGGCAACUACCUGGGGAAUGCCCAGGAUAAGGAGGCAGUGGAUAAGGUUAUGGGAGACCUGGAUUCCAACAACGACGGGGAGGUCGACUUCACCGAGUUCAUCAUUCUGGUCGGAGCCCUCACCGUAGCCUGCAACGACUUCUUCCUGGACUUCAAUGACAAGCAAGAGAAGAAGAAGUGAGUGCCCUCGGCAUGAAGACGCCCACUCCACUAACCUGCAAGGUCCAGGGAGGAAACAGUUUGGACAGGAGAGAGAGGGAACAUCCUGUCGUGGGCGUCAUGGGAGUCACAUGCCACAAAUACACAUGCACACACACACGCUAACACACACACAACCACACGCACGCACUCAAACAGUGGGUGUUUGUGUAUUUGUCUGCUAUUACCCAUCAAUCCAUUAAAAGCUGUAUCUUUUGCAAUGUGAAAA